AUACUGGCUGUGCUCCACAUGAUAUACUUGCUACUUCACAUGGCUCUUAUGGGUCUAUCUCGCAAAGCAGAAAGCACUAUUCUGAUCAACGCAUCAGCUGUUGGGGGCCUUCGCGAGGAGAGUAUCCGGACAGUACAGACUGUGCGUCUGUGAUCUCAGCAGGCGCGCGUGUACUACGCGCUGAACAAAGACCACGCAACGCUAUGGAUCCCAGCAGUUUCAGGGCGUGCGGCACGGCAGUUGCAUUUGAUACUAUAUGAGCCACCGAGCAGAGACGAGUAGUUGCACAACACCAUUGCAUCAAUCAAGAAACCAAUCUUCGAGCCACCACGAUACUCGCGCAAAGCAAAGCAUCAACAUGUGUCACUUCUGUCUUAGAGGCCGCCGUGAUCUUCACCUGGAAGAUCUGGCGCCUGUACCAGCUGCAGCUCGGCAGCCAGGUGGGACCCAACAGCCAGAGCAGCAACAGAUGACCAGAGCGGAAAUUCAAGCACACCUUCACGCCGUCGCAAAAUAUCUACACAGCAAGCGCCAGUACCUCAGAGUCGUCGGUGUCGGUGGUGUGAUUGCUACCUUGUCUCUGGGAACACGCAAUGCAACACAUGAUAUAGACAUCUUCUCCGACAGCAUUAGCCCAGAUCAGGCCAACUACCUCCGUGCCGCGGUACAAAAGGUUGCUAAGAAGUCAGGCUUGGAUCCACAUUGGCUCAACAAUCAGACCAUCCUCCACAUUCCGGUCGACCUUCGCGGACGUAUUCAGGAAGAUGCUGUCCGCCAAAAUUACGUUCUCUUCGACGAGCCUGGAUUGCAGGUGGUAGCCGCGCCAUGGCUAUACUCGUUCACCUCCAAGCUUCAUCGGAUCUCUGGAUCAGGAGCUGGUCCUUCGCGGCAAUAUGAUCCUCAAGAUGCUGCAAACUUCUUAGCCAAGUACCUUCAGGCUGUUCGAAGGCCUUCAAUCACAGUAUCAGAAGUGAAAGCGUGGAUGGAACGUUAUAAGAUUAGGAUAACAGACGAUUCGUGAGUAGAGCAUUGGGCACAAUCAAUGCCGCGGCUGGCCGCGCCAUUGUCACCAGUGGCUAGGCAAUGUUCGUUUCUGGAGUUGUAUCGCAAUGGGCGGGA
Cercospora beticola is the source of this 1119-nucleotide messenger RNA. RefSeq lists its product as uncharacterized. Lineage: Eukaryota; Fungi; Ascomycota; Dothideomycetes; Mycosphaerellales; Mycosphaerellaceae. The record is from RefSeq and is a predicted model, not a curated record.